AUGCCGCAAAAUGCUAUCAGGUCUCGGUCUACAUCGCCGUAUCUGGGCUUGAAGGCCCAGCGCAGGCGCAAGACCUCCAAGGAAGAACGGAUUUGUCCGGUCUGCGCUCAAGCAUUCAAGAAAGCGGAGCAUCUGGCCCGGCACCUCCGGUCUCACACAAAAGAGCGACCAUUCAAUUGCCCUGUGUGCCACAAGGCAUUCGCUCGACAGGAUACUUUGUUGCGGCAUUCACGGUCUCACCCCGCUAAUAAUGAGGAUUUUGAAGUAUCAGAGAUGAACUGUGAGCCAGUCGGUGGCGGUCAUGGGCGAGACAUGAGCGAUGAGCCUUUGAUAGCCCAACCUCCCUUCGCCUUGACAGUCUCAGGCCAAAUGGAGUCCGAGUCGAUGGUAGGGAACAUGAUCCCUCCUGUCUCCCCACCUAACAGUGCAUCGAUUGGUAGCCAGACUCUAAACCUUUCUGCCCCUGACAAUAGUAUAUAUAAUUCCCAAAUGGCCUCUUUGACCCCGUCAUUAUUUUUGGAAGCAGGAGAAGAUUGGGACGGCAGGUCACAACUCGCCUUGAGGGAUCACCAGCUCGACCGAGAUUGGGAGACCCUAUUGACUGGGGAGUACUUCGAUUUGAAUGCUGUGAACAUGUCCCUCUACGCAACCUCUGAGCCUUUUCCUACAAUCGACACGCUACCCAAGAUAUCCACCACUCGGCCACAUCCUAUCUCAAAUCUUGACGAGCAAUUGAAUCAACGUCAACGUGCUAGCUCAGUCCAGCGGAAAUGGCAUACUUCCUCCGAGCUGACGUCUUUCUCGGGAAAGAUGACCCCGGAUUUGUCCCAAGAGGGCAAUGACAUAAACGAGUCUUACCGCGAGAGACUCGCGGAACAUCUCCAGCAACCAGUGCAAUAUGGAGUCCUGCCAUCUACUGCAUUUCUUGGCCUUUGUAUUCAGGCUUAUUUUUCAAACUUCCACCCUCUAUUCCCGGUUGUCCAUAUGCCCACAUUCCGACCGGGCACACAAAACUCGAUACUACUUCUCUCCAUAAGUUCUAUCGGCAGUCUAUUUAUUGGAUCGACCCGCGCGCUGGCUCAUGGAAUCAGUAUGUUCGAGCGGCUCAACAAAGCCAUUUUAGCAUCGUUGCAGUGGGACACUUAUGUGUCAAAAUCAGGGUGCUCAUCCACGAUAGCGCUGCAGGCUUCACUUAUAGGCCAAACAUUCGGUCUAUUGAUGGGGAGACCAAAAGACUUGUUUGGUAUUGAAGUCUUCCAUGGAAGUGUAAUCGCCUGGGCGCGCAAAGCCAAACUGUUCCAUUUAAGACACUCAGAUUGCAACAUCCUAGAUCUAGAUGGCAAUGCUCUACAGGAUGCUUGGGUUUCAUGGGUCAAAACCGAGGUGAACCUGCGGAUCGUCCUUAGCCUCCACAUUCACGACGCCGAACUCGCACGAUUUCAUCACCACGAACCCCUCCUCCGCCACUCCCUCGACCGACUGCCCCAGAUAUCAUCCAGCGAGCUCUUCGCAGCAUCAAGCGCUAGCGACUGGAAAGCACUACUAGCAGAAACCCAACUUCAAAAUCUAGCAAGAUCAACCUGGCCCCAACAAUCCUCAGCAAACACCCAAUCCCAAUUCCAGUCCCAGCCUUGUUCCAAUCCCCCCUUGGCACCCGGCGACUUCGCCCUAAGCGGGAUGCUAGAAUCUAUCAGCGCUCUAUCUAGCGAUGACAACACGACAACAGCAGAAUGCCGCAACCUCCUAACAACCUGGUAUGCUGACUACGCACCAGAAACCCAAAGCAAGCCAUCUUGGCUGAACCUACUAAUCCUGUGGCACUCAAUAUUCAUAACCCUACACGCAGACUUCAACGCAAUAGAAAGCGCCUGCGGGCGCGACGGCUACGACGCAGCCCAAAAGCACAUCCCGUACGCCCGCUCAUGGGCCCGCUCCCUCGACGCAAAGCGCUGUGUCCUCCACGCCAUGCUCAUCCAGAAGAAUUUCGAGUCACUCCCUGUUGGCGCCGAGCCGGCGAUUCAUGUCCCACUUUGUCUGUACCACUGUGGUCUUGUUUGGGCUUGUUUUAUGUGUUUUAGUGAUGAUUUCGAGCCAGUUACCGUUGAUGCCACGGAUAAUUUGCAGUUUGGCGAGUUGCAGCUGGAUGGUGUUGAUGGUAUUGGUAUCUUGCUUGGGCAGGCUGGUGCGCUACUGCCGAGGAGGUUGGCGACGGGGUCAUUGUUUCGUAUCAUUGAUUUGCUGCAGAAAAUUAGCCAUUGGAGGAUCUCGCAGAGCUUGGCAUCGACGCUAUUGACGCUUGUUGAGGAGACGCAAGAUUUGUUUUGA
This is a messenger RNA of Penicillium concentricum, 2325 nucleotides long. RefSeq lists its product as uncharacterized. Gene Ontology annotation, biological process: DNA-templated transcription; regulation of transcription by RNA polymerase II. The record is from RefSeq and is a predicted model, not a curated record. The transcript is spliced from 7 exons. Gene Ontology annotation, molecular function: zinc ion binding; DNA-binding transcription factor activity, RNA polymerase II-specific; RNA polymerase II cis-regulatory region sequence-specific DNA binding. Gene Ontology annotation, cellular component: chromatin. Bases 1 to 2325 code for a protein of 774 amino acids. NCBI's taxonomy places the organism in Eukaryota, Fungi, Ascomycota, Eurotiomycetes, Eurotiales, Aspergillaceae.